AUGCCUAUGACCGACGAGACAGACGACAGCGGAGGGGUUAUCUUAGAUGGCCCCUUCGACCCUGACGCGCAGGCUACUGUCACAGACUUUAUUGACUACACUGAAUACCUCCCCGCAGACUUAAUUCGCUCCUUAACCCUCAUUCGCGGCCUCGAUGACCGUUAUCUCGACUCGGCGCAAGCGGUCCACCAGCUCACUCAGAUCUACGGCCAGCUCCCAGACCUUCCUUCAGAUGACCGACCUGGCGCAAUCGCACUGCGCAAAGAUAUAUCUUCUCAGGUAGACCGCGCUAUCAAUGCGCGUGAAUCGGCAUAUGCCGAGGCCUGUCGCCUCUACGACGUGGUAGAUCGCCACUUCGAUCGAUUAGGCUGCAUCCGUCAGAAGCUCGAAGCAUUGCCGAAACCUGCCUCAGCAGAACCGUCGCCUCCACCUGAACCUACACCGAAGCGCGCGCGAGGAGGCAAGAAGACCAACAAGGAUGCCACGACGCGUAUCACCCUUCGGUUAGAUAACAAUCGCAACCGGAGAGACAAGAAUAGGAGGCGCAUUCUAGGUGCCGAUGGCGCUUUUGACCCAGAUUCUCCGCUUGCCAGUACCGAGCAAUCGGACUUGGAAAGCGAACUUAUCAAAUCUGCCCCCAAGCCCGCACGACCCCCAAAGAAGGAGAAAGCACGUCGCUUGAGCUCGGGUAUUGGACAGUCAACAGCCCAGGCCCUGGCGCAGUUGAAACCGCCGCCAGCGGACGCGAAAUUGGGCAGCGAGGACCUGCCAUGGUUGCGCUUGACGGAAUGGGAGAUGACCAGGCUCCGGAAGAAAAUGAAAAAGAAUGCUGUGUGGCAGCCGAGUGAAGUAAUGAUUCACCGUGAGCUAGCCCUGGCAAAUCGCGGUUGGGAAGCAUACCGUGCAGCAAAGGCCCUGGCAGAAGAGACGGGUGGGGAGUUUAUUGACUGUGAUAAUAUUGAAGAAACCCGGCGCGGUGAGGCUGCCAAAGACUUGGAAGAGACAAAGUUGAGCAAUCGUGGAAUGAAGCUUAACGAAGCAAAGAAGUUGAAACGCGAACAAUUGGCCCGUGAACAAGCAUUGAUGGAAGGCGAAGGUGGUGCCUUGCCUAGACCUUUGCCAACCCCAGCCCAAGCACCCCCACCCGCGAAUCGAUCAUCACGGAAGAGGAAACGGGAAGAGCUUAUUCUUGGAGCAACAGAACUUGCUGCUCCCGAGCCCUCAAAGUCCGCUGCAGUUGCUACCCCCGUUGCACCGCCUGCCCCUGUCCCUGCGCCCUCUUCCAGGGCUGGCCCGUCUCGGCGCAGAUCCAGCCGAGGAAAUGCCGCAGCCGCAGAAACUAGCAACGACCUCGUUCUCCCUAUCAAAAUAAACAUGUCCCCCGCAGUUGAAGCCAAACCCUCCCCUCCUCCCAUCAGUCCUACAAACUCCGGACAAUCCAAUUUACCCCUUGUCCACUCUGUCACUACUCCCACACCGCCCGUCACUCGGCCUUCAUCACGGCGCUCUGCAGCCGCUGCCUCAAUCGAAGGAGGGACCCUCGUUACCAUCCCAACCGCAAUAGCAGCAAGUGGACGCGAUCGCCGCAUCAAAAGCGCAACACCUGCACACAAAACACCCAUCCGCGAGUCGCCAAAUGCGCCAAGUGUCCCCGCCCCGGCCCGUCGGCGCAAGCGUCCAGCACCAGGUCCCAUUUCCUCUGGUCAAGAUGGCGGCGCAGCAGUAAGCUACGGCCGUCGCAAAGCGAAGCCAGGAAAGAAGCGUUUCAACAUCCGCGACUCCCAGGAUGUCCGUGUAGACGAAGACGGCGUCCUAGAACAGAUCGACGCCAAUGAGCCUCGAUACUGUCUCUGUGGCGAUGUUAGUUUUGGAACGAUGAUCUGCUGCGAGAAUCAAGAUUGUGACCGCGAAUGGUUCCAUCUCAACUGCGUGGGUCUGACCGAGGUCCCCUCCCGUACGGCCAAGUGGUACUGCCCCCAAUGCCGUGUCAAGCUGCAUAAGGGUGAAGAUGGGAUCAUCAAGGGGAGCUCGCGACGCUAA
Penicillium coprophilum is the source of this 2040-nucleotide messenger RNA. RefSeq names its product putative PHD finger domain protein. Gene Ontology annotation, cellular component: Rpd3L complex; Rpd3L-Expanded complex; nucleus. NCBI's taxonomy places the organism in Eukaryota, Fungi, Ascomycota, Eurotiomycetes, Eurotiales, Aspergillaceae. The transcript has 2 exons. Gene Ontology annotation, biological process: regulation of DNA-templated transcription. The coding region runs from base 1 to 2040 and encodes 679 amino acids. The record is from RefSeq and is a predicted model, not a curated record.